AUGGUAUUUGAAAAGGGGAUGGUAUUUGAAAAGGGGAUGAUAUUUGCAGAUGUAAACAACUUCAGAGCAGCACUGAAAGAUUAUCCAGUGGAAACUGGCUUCAAGAUUGUGAGAGACAAAAAUGAGAAGUCUAGGGUAACUGCUCACUGUGCUAUUAAUGGAUGUCCUUGGAGGAUUCAUGCAUCUUCUCUUCUAGAUAGGAUAACUUACAAGAUAAAAACCUUAGUUCCCCAACACACAUACAGUAGGUUGAACCAAAAUACUGAGGCAACUUCAGAUUGGAUAGCAAAAAAAUUGUGUGACAGCUUUAAAGAAAAUCCAGACAUAGGGUUUGAUACAAUGCAAGAGAUUAAGAAGACGAAUCCUAGUAGCUUUGUGAAGAUCAAUUAUGAUAACCCAUCCAAACCAAUCUCAAAGGAUGAACCCACACCAGAUAAAGAGAGUAUAAUCAGUUCUAACCCAGUGUUUAAAAGAAUAUUCAUUUCAUUUGAGGCAAUGAAAAUAGGGUUUGUUAAUAGAUAUAGACCCUUCAUAGGGCUAAAUGGUUGUCACUUAAAGGGUCCUUAUGGUGGAGUGCUAAUUUCAGCAAUUGCUUUAGAUGGGAAUAAUGGGUUGUUUAUAUUGGCAAUAGGAGUAGUGGAUUGUAAAUGUAAGGAGAGUUGGACAUUUUUCCUAGAACACUUGAGAACAAUAAUGAGUGAUGCAUUGCCCACUAGUCCUUGGACCAUCAUGUCUGAUGGACAAAAGGGUCUUGACAAAAUUAUGAGUGAAAUCCUAUCAAAGGCUACCCAUAGAAGGUGUUGUAUGCAUUUGUUUAACAACUUCAGAGCUAAAUUUCCUGGAGUGAUCUUGAGGAAGAACUUUUGGAAGGCAGUAAGGGCUUGGAAUCAAAGGGUAUAUGAUGAGGCUAUGCUGGCCAUUCAAGGUAUCUCAAAGAAAGCAUAUGCAUGGCUGCAAAAAGUUCAUGUUGAAGCAAGGUCUAGGUAUACAUUCGAUGGUAGGAUAAGAAAUGAUCAUAUUACAAAUAAUAUGAUAGAAUCAUUCAAUAAUUGGUUGGGGAUUUCUAGAAGUAAACCAAUUCUGACAAUGUUAGAGACCAUAAGAUGUAAGUUAAUGGGAAAGUUUCAAAUGAGGUAUCAAAAAGCAUUGCAAUGGCAGUCCAGUGUCACUUUGAAUAUUCAUAAGAAACUUGAUAAGACCUUGUAUGAGUCAAGAAAGUGCAAAGUAGAGUAUGCAAGAGAGCAGGAGUCUGAUAUUAGGGACAAUGAGGAUUAUACAUCUAAUAUCAGGCCACACUAUGUGGACACUGAUAGAUGGAGAGCCUUUACAGCCACUACAUCUGAAAAGAUUGGUAAGAAGACCAAAGAAUUCCAAAAAGAAGGCUUAUAG
Messenger RNA from Camellia sinensis, 1389 nucleotides. The record is from RefSeq and is a predicted model, not a curated record. Lineage: Eukaryota; Viridiplantae; Streptophyta; Magnoliopsida; Ericales; Theaceae.